GCUCCACCCGCGCCUAUCGCUGUCAGCGGGAGGGAUGGAGGGCGGCGCCGAUCCGGAGGAGCAGCAGCAGCAGCAGCAGCAACAGCAGAAGAAGAAAAUGAGCUCGGAGCGGAGGAGAGCCGAGCUCCGCCGGAGAAAGCUGCUGCUGAACUCGGAGGAGCGGCUGAACCGUAUCAUGGGUUUCAGUAGGAGCGGGCCGGGCCCGGAAGAGGAGAACCGAACAGAUUCUCUUCCACCGUUUGAACUGGAGAAGACAGAGUCGCUGCAAAAUUCUAGCCUUCCAAAAAGAACCCCAGGAAUCUCAAAUGAAACUGCUGAUGGCUCAGUGGCAUCCAUUCAUUACACUAACGGAAAAGAGCUUCAACAACCAUAUUCUGUAGACACAAGAGACUCGCUUAGCAAAAUUAAUGAGGCUGACAAUAGUUUAGGGCCAGGAAAUCGGCACUUAGGCAAAUCUGAUGUACCGAUAGAGCAGGCCCAGCGUGCUCCACGUCGUGGUAUUGAGCAGUAUAUAUCAAGAUUUGAUGAAGCAAUGAAACUUAGAAAUCAGCUGAUGAAUGAGAAGUCCAAUCAUGAAAAUGGAGGCGGAGCUGAAGAGUUUGGUACAUUCCGUGUUUUCCGAUUAGUAGGGAGUGCGCUGCUAGCCUUAAUGGUUCGAGUCUUUAUUUGCAAAUACUUGGCUAUUUUUGCUCCAUUUCUUACUCUUCAACUUGCAUAUAUGGGCUUAUCAAAGUACUUUCCAAAGAGUGAAAAGAAGGUAAAGACUACAGUACUGACUGCUGCCCUGCUUCUGUCAGGAAUCCCUGCUGAAGUCAUCAACCGCUCUAUGGAUACAUAUGGAAAAAUGGGAGAUGUGUUUGCAGACCUGUGUGUCUAUUUUUUCACCUUUAUAUUUUCUCAUGAAGUAAUUAUUUUUAUUGGUGUUGAUUUGCCUUGAUGUCAUUGGGGCAUGAGAAGGAGACAAGAACAGUACAAGUUUUGUUUAUCUAACUUUGCCAUUUCCACAAUGUCAUUCAUCAGUCUUAAUGGGCACUGGAUUUUUCAGAAAGUUGCAGGCUAUCAAACCUUUUCCUGAAUUACUGUAUUCAGAAAUAUCUGAAAUAAAAAAAUUGAACAGAGAAAACUAAAUUGUUAUAAGCUAGGAAAAGAUUUUGCAGAGAUUUUAGCUCCACAUAUUAGUGUUAUUUAUGAACCAGGUACAAGAAGAAAUAUUCUUCCUUUUAAUUUAGGCACAUUUUGAUGUUAAAUGUUACGUUGGCACAGUUUUCGAAAGCCGAGUUCAAAAUGUAUAAAAAUUUCAUGUUUGGCUGCACAUACAUCUGCAUCUAAAUGAGAUAACAAGGUGUAGAGCUGGAUGAACACAGCAGGCCAAGCAGCAUCCGAGGAACAAGAAGGCUGACGUUUCAGGCCUCGUCUAGGCCUGAAAUGUCAGCCUUCCUGCUCCUGAUAUGCUGCCUGGCCUGCUGUCCUUGUCAAGCCCUACACCUUGUUAACAGAUUCUCCAGCAUCUGCAGUUCCUACUACAUCUGCAUAUAUAUGUCUGCUUAUAAACCAUCUGUAGUGCAAUAAAAAUGCAGCCUUUAGCAUAGGCAUUCUUUUGUUUGAAAAGUUAACAUGACUGUGAAUAUUACAAUUAUCUAUUUGACAUCUAUCUGCAUUGGUUUGAUACCAUGCUCUACUGGGAAGAUCCCAAUGUCCAGUGUGUUUCUUAUUUGACUUUAAUUGUAACAUAUUGUGAUUAAGUUAUUUUACCCAUGUUUUGUAUUUAUAUUGUAUUAAAUCAUCUUGGUUGUAGUAACUUGUUGGAUACUAUACAUUUCCUGUAAGUUGUCAAGGAGCAGAACAAACAUUUUCAUUGUGUGAUUUAAGAUUCAUUAAAAAUUAAAUGCAUAACA
Molecule: messenger RNA, 1895 nt
Organism: Stegostoma tigrinum
Lineage: Eukaryota; Metazoa; Chordata; Chondrichthyes; Orectolobiformes; Stegostomatidae
Gene: camlg
Product: calcium modulating ligand
Exons: 4
Coding region: 35-937 (300 amino acids)
Biological process (GO): tail-anchored membrane protein insertion into ER membrane
Cellular component (GO): GET complex
Source: RefSeq, a predicted model, not a curated record